This is a messenger RNA of Hemicordylus capensis (graceful crag lizard), 2804 nucleotides long. RefSeq names its product eukaryotic translation initiation factor 2 subunit beta (gene EIF2S2). Gene Ontology annotation, molecular function: translation initiation factor binding; translation initiation factor activity; mRNA binding. The record is from RefSeq and is a predicted model, not a curated record. The transcript has 9 exons. Gene Ontology annotation, biological process: formation of cytoplasmic translation initiation complex; translational initiation; formation of translation preinitiation complex. The coding region runs from base 210 to 1211 and encodes 333 amino acids. Gene Ontology annotation, cellular component: eukaryotic translation initiation factor 2 complex. Lineage: Eukaryota; Metazoa; Chordata; Lepidosauria; Squamata; Cordylidae.
GGUGGCGCAUGCGUCCAUCCGGGGCAGGAGGAGGCGGGCAGCAAUCUCUCCUUUCCCCCUGCUGCUGAUGCAAGAGCUCAGCGCGGCGGCGAAGCGGGCGGAGAGCGCGAGAGAGUGGCUGGCCGGUUGGCUGCUUUCAAGGGACGGCGUUGCGGGUCCGAGCGGACCUCUUGGAGCUUCUGCCUUGAAGGCCCGGGGGAGCCGCAACCAUGUCGGGGGACGAGAUGAUUUUUGAUCCCACUAUGAGCAAGAAGAAGAAGAAGAAAAAGAAGCCUUUUAUGCUUGAUGAAGAAGGAGGUGAUGCACAAACAGAAGAAACACAGUUUUCAGAAACAAAAGAAGUGGAGCCAGAGCCAGCAGAAGACAAAGAUACAGAAGCUGAUGAAGAGGACAGUAGGAGAAAAGAUGCAUCAAAUGACUUAGAUGACUUAACCUUCUUCAAUCAAAAGAAAAAGAAGAAGAAAACAAAAAAGAUAUUUGAUAUAGAUGAAGCAGAAGAGGGUGUAAAGGACCUCAAAAUUGAAAGUGAUGUACAAGAAGCAGUAGAGCCAGAAGAUGACCUUGAUAUCAUGCUUGGAAAGAAGAAGAAAAAGAAAACUGUGAAGUUUCCAGAUGAGGACGAAGUAUUAGAUAAAGAUGAAGCAAUGGAGGAUGAAGACAGCAAAAAAGAUGAUGGGAUCUCUUUUAGCUUUCAGUCGGGACCUGCGUGGGCAGGCUCAGAGAGGGACUACACAUAUGAUGAGUUGCUGAAUCGUGUAUUUAACAUUAUGCGGGAAAAGAAUCCAGAUAUGGUCGCCGGUGAAAAAAGAAAAUUUGUUAUGAAACCUCCCCAAGUUGUAAGAGUAGGAACCAAGAAAACAUCAUUUGUCAACUUCACAGAUAUCUGUAAGCUAUUACAUCGUCAGCCAAAACAUCUUCUGGCUUUCUUGCUUGCCGAAUUGGGUACAAGUGGCUCAAUAGACGGUAAUAACCAACUUGUAAUCAAAGGAAGAUUCCAACAAAAACAGAUAGAAAACGUCUUGAGAAGAUAUAUCAAGGAAUAUGUUACCUGUCACACAUGUCGGUCGCCGGACACAAUCUUGCAGAAGGACACCAGAUUAUAUUUUUUGCAGUGCGAAACCUGCCAUUCGCGCUGCUCUGUUGCCAGCAUCAAAACUGGUUUCCAGGCUGUCACAGGCAAGAGAGCGCAGCUCCGUGCCAAAGCUAACUAGUUGGUUGGUCACCACUGGAUUUUGCAAAGUGAUCUGGGCACAAAUGGCUGGACAGGCUUAUAACCUGAGUGGAUUUCCAAUGUAUUAAAAACAAGAUUGUAAAAGCUGCUUGGCUAUGGGUUGGUCUGUGAAAUUCUUGCAAGAUGCAGAUCCUGAGGCUGUUGACAUUUGCUAACUGAAUAUUUUACCAACUGUCAGAAGUGUGAUGAGAAAGGAGGUGCUUUUUAAUCUGUUCAUAGAAUUCUGUAAAAUGCAAGAGAAUUAAAGUUAUUAUAACAGUAACUGUCUCUCAUUUGCAUUUUUCCUUCUGUUUAUCUGUUAAAAUGAUUGCUAUGGCAACAGUAAUACUGUGAAUACAUGGGGGCAUUGUGGCUGGUUCCAAAGAAUCAGAUGUGUGUUCUAAAAACACAUUGUCUUGAACAAGUGCAUUGUAGGAGCAAAUGGGGAAAGUUAAUGAAUUGAAAUGAAUAUAUUAUAAGAAUAUCCUGUGGGGAUAGUGGAUCUUUUCAGCUGAAUGACUCCAUGCCUAUUAGAACUUUUAAGCUACAUGGGCCAAUUCACAGAUAUUCUGAAAUCUGAAUUUAAUUAGGGGUAGAUUAGCUGUCCAUAGUGUAUUGGCAUUCUCCAAUACAGUUCAUUAAGUUACACACACAUUUUGAUGAUUGUUAGGUGGGUUUGGAAUGCCAUGGUAAUGCAUCUCUGCAUAUUGGUUUGGGAAAACACUGCAAUAAACACUAACAUUAUAAUAGCAUUAUCUAUUCAGUGGUUCUGCACUGCUGUCUUUUAACUCUGUUAUAACAGUUAAAUCUUUCCAAAAUAAACUGCAGUGGUAUACAAAAGGUGUGGUGCAUACAUUUUUAAAAAAAGCAUCCAGUUACAAGAGAGCAAUGGAAGUUGGCAAUACCUAUUAAUACUUAACAUGACCUAUGUAUCCCUCCCCCGCUUCAUCUCAUUCCUUACAAGUGGUUUCUUUCCCCCACUCUCUAGCAGAAUUGAACACUGACCAAAAAACCAAAUUGCCAAGUGGCAUGAUGGCUUUUUAAAAUGCAUUUAAUUGUAUCCCCAUUUUAUUAGAUGUUUUCUGUCAAUACAAAUCAAGUUUAAAACAGUUGAAAAAUUCACUGUGAUUAGAAAAGAAUCUUUCCAUGACUGAACUACUUCAUGGUCUAGAUUCACAACUUUGUCAUCACUUAUUAUGGGCAUGAUAGAGGAAUCGAUGGACAGUAUGUGCUUGGUGGGCAUUCAUUGUGGGGGGCAGUGUGUGAUUGGGAGGGGGCAGCAUGUAUCUGUAGUAUUAAUUAACCAUAGUAGCUGUAUAACCUGGAUAAACAAAGUUGUGGUUGACUGUAUUUGCUGACUUCUUUGAUUUAACAUUGAAAACUUGUUUUGGAAUUUUAAUUUGUAUGUAUACUAAUACACAAUUCGGUUUUGUCAUCGAAUCACUCUUAUUUUCUCCAAUGACUACUUGAGAACAUUGACGUUAAAAGUCAUGGUUUUCUAAAUGGUUUUUAAUAGCGUUCUGAGCUGUAAUGAACGUUGGAUGUAUCUUUUUAAGUGAAUAAAGCCAGGAUCGGUGCCUCUUAUGUAACAUUA